CCAAUAUUUUGUACCUAUUGAAAACGGCCAAAAAUUGGAGCUGCCAACUCCGCUCCAAACGGCCAAUGACAACUCUGAACCGUAGCGUAGAAAAUAUCGAUGGCAAAGCAAACAAAGCUUGUUCGGCUUACGAAACUCUCCUAAAUUCCAGUGUCGACGAGAGAAUAGGCUACAUUUUGAGAGUUUCCUAGAAAACGGCCCCCAGUCAAUAUUGUUCUGCCCGCUGUCUAAAAGUCCGAAACUGGAAAGCGACCCCGCACUUGAACCCUCCAAGGCAUAUGUAGACGGACGGGGGGGCACAAGCGUACCACCCGGCCAACAUUAACAUCUUCCUUGAGUCCAUCAGCCAGCUGGCGGCCCUUGCGACCAGCAGCGCCACGAUGCAGCUGCUCAUUUCGUCCGUUUGCAUGGCGCUGACCAGCGCGGUGAUCGGAAAUGCCUACUACCAAAAGCAGCAGUUCUAUCCGGCUGUUGUCUACAUAACCAAGUCAAACGCCUCUAUGGCGGUCAUCUACAUAAUGUUCUUUGUGAUUGUCUUUAUGUUUGGAAAGCUACUGCGCAAGAUUUUUUUGGGAACCCUGCGCGCCGCUGAAUUCGAGCAUCUGUUGGAGCGCUUUUGGUAUGCUCUCACAGAGACCUGUCUAGCCUUUACUGUUUUUCGGGACGACUUCAAUCCGCGAUUUGUGGCACUAUUUACGGUGUUGCUAUUUCUCAAAUCAUUCCAUUGGCUGGCUGAGGAACGUGUGGAUUUUAUGGAACGUUCUCCGGUACUUGGCUGGCUCUUCCACAUCCGCGUUGGAAGCCUCCUUACGAUGCUGGGCAUCUUCGACUACCUUCUACUAAUGCACGCCUACAAUUCGUCCUUGGUUCGCGGGCCCAGUGUACAGCUAGUGUUUGGCUUUGAAUAUGCCAUCUUGCUGACCGUGAUUGCCAGCACAGCCAUAAAGUAUGUCCUACAUGCCGCCGAGAUGCGUACCGAUACACCAUGGGAAAACAAGGCAGUUUUCCUGCUCUAUACAGAGCUUGUGAUUGGUCUUAUUAAGGUUGUGCUCUAUCUGCUUUUCGUCGUAAUUAUGGCAAGGAUCUAUGCCCUACCCAUGUUCGUAUUCCGGCCCAUGUUCUUUACCAUACGUAACUUCCGAAAAGCACUGAAUGAUGUCAUUAUGUCACGUCGCGCCAUCCGCAAUAUGAAUACCCUGUAUCCGGACGCCACACCCGAGGAACUACGCCAAUCUGACAACAUCUGCAUCAUCUGCCGCGAGGACAUGAUAAAUCACUCAAAGAAGCUGCCUUGCGGUCACAUCUUCCACACCACAUGCCUCCGCUCCUGGUUUCAGCGCCAGCAGACCUGUCCCACCUGUCGCCUUAACAUCUUGCGCACAGCGGCCGUUAAUUCCACAGCCAUGCCCCGAGCUGGGGAAGAUGCUGCCGCUGCUGCUGGGGGAAAUCCAGCACCUGCCGCCGGUGGUGCUCAACCAGCGCCUGCACCAGCUUCUCAGACUCCAGUUGCCGACGGGAACCAGGGGCGCGGUAAUGGCCCAGUCGCUGGAGUAAACGCACCUCCGCCUACCUUUGCUGAAAUCUUCGGAGAAGCCAAUGGGCUGCCUAAUGGAUUGCCAAAUCUUGCUGGACUCCCAAUGGUGCCUCCUCCAAUGGCACCGGUCAUGCCCAUGAUGUCGCCCUUUAUGAUGCCACCAACUGCUUUUGCCUACUUCACACCCCCAUUUGUUCCGCCACCGCCCAUGCCCUUGGACUUGGCCAAGUUCACCGAUGAAGAACUACGCGCCUUGGAAGGACAACAGCGUGAAAACAUCGAGCAGCGUCUUAAGUUGCUGCAAAACAUAAAUCUCUUGCUGGAUUCAGCGGGAGUUAUGAUGACUCAGUACCAGAAUUUGGCAGCGCGUUUGCAACAUCCUGUCGCCCCGCCAACAUCCGUGACUUCAGGGGCUAGUUCAAACCACGAGCAAGCUGCUGCUGGACCAGCCGUUUAUGACAAGCCUAGCACCUCGGCUACAGCUAGAGCCCAGCUCGAGACUCAUCAAAUUAAUUCCACACCUGUGUCCACAGUAGCUGGAGCAGAAAAGGUAACCAUUGAGGAUUUGGGGGCGGAUGAGGAUGAAGAGCCGUCGACGGCCACAGAGACAGUGAGUCUGGCCAUUUCCGAAGCGGACGUCGAUGAAAACUCUUCAGAGCUCUGCGAGCUAAGGAAGCGCCGAUUGAAGUUCCUUGAAGAACGAAACAAUUCAAGCGGUAGCGAGCGAACGACAGCUGAAUAGGUGUCCCAGGAAAUUGAAGGCCACUCCAAACAACAGCAGCAAAAUCCUCCAUCCCUCCAAAACAAAAAAAAAAAAAUAACGAAAAUGAAACCAAAAUUCCUUUCGUUCAUCACAUUUUUUACUGUCUGGAUGGUAUAGAUUUUAAUUUAAACUUCGGCUCUUUCUCCGCUGCCUUCUAUCCUUGAUUUUGUUAUUUUCUAUUUUACUAUACGAAAAUAUAACGACGAUGACCACAAAGACGACUAAGAUGCGGCCUCAAAUCUCACACACACUGAAACACGAACGUGAAAAACGUCGUGUGGUACGUAGGAUCUGAAUGUGAACGUAGAGCGGCAUCCAAAUUCAAUAUGUAGCAAUAUAUAUUGUGUAAAAACUAUUUUAGAGAUGGGAAACUGAUGAUUUGUAUUUAAUAUUACUAUAUGUGUAUAAUUGAAAUAUAAUGUGAAAUAUAAUUAAAACAAAAAGAACGAUGAA
Drosophila bipectinata is the source of this 2750-nucleotide messenger RNA. It is a transcript of the gene sip3, whose product is annotated as septin interacting protein 3. Lineage: Eukaryota; Metazoa; Arthropoda; Insecta; Diptera; Drosophilidae. The record is from RefSeq and is a predicted model, not a curated record.